Anoplophora glabripennis (Asian longhorned beetle) is the source of this 969-nucleotide messenger RNA. Its product is annotated as adhesion G protein-coupled receptor E3-like. Bases 1 to 969 code for a protein of 322 amino acids. The record is from RefSeq and is a predicted model, not a curated record. Lineage: Eukaryota; Metazoa; Arthropoda; Insecta; Coleoptera; Cerambycidae. Gene Ontology annotation, cellular component: membrane. Gene Ontology annotation, molecular function: G protein-coupled receptor activity. Gene Ontology annotation, biological process: G protein-coupled receptor signaling pathway; cell surface receptor signaling pathway. The transcript is spliced from 6 exons.
AUGUCUACUAAUUUGUACAAUUUACUGAGCUACUUCAGGUUCCAAGAGCAGAGGGCCCUUGAUAAUCUCGGCCCUUUCUUUGUUAGUUCUGGGAACGGAUGGGUCAAAAAUUUGUUCUCGGACCUGAGGAAUCUGUCUGGGACGACGCUGAUGAACCUGUUGGCGGCCCUGUUCAUGUCGCAGCUGCUCUACGUGGUAGGCGUCGGAGGCGUGCCGGAUUCCGAGCUGUGCAUAGCGCUGGCGUUCGCGUUGCAGUACGCUCGCCUCUGCGUGUUCUGCUGGAUGCUGCUGAUGACGCACAACAUGCACAACCAGUUCAGGACGGGCCUGCACCUGGUGCCCACCACCGAUAACCAUAUCGCGAAGAAUUUCGUCAGAUACUCGCUGGUGGGAUGGGGCCUGCCUUCUGUGCUACUGGGGGCGAGCAUCCUCGUCCAGUACCACGACAAGGCCGGCAAGCUGCUGGACACCAGGAGCCUGAAGGGCCAGAAUUGCUGGUUCCUGGACAGAAACGCCUUCAUCUACGGUCUCCUGGCUCCCAGCUGUAUCCUGGUGGCCGUCAACUUUUAUUAUUUGGUCCGAUCCGCAGUCCUUGCCCGUUACAUUAUAAGCAUACAGGCCGACAUCCGCAUCAGAGAAAAAAUGCGACGCAAGAGGACACUCCAGAUACUCCUGUUCACCAAGCUCACCGUCGCCCUCAGCAUCGUGCUGGCCCUGGCAGCGGCGACCAAGCUCACCAAGUCCGACCCCUUAUGGAUCGCCUACCACGUAGGACAGGGCCUGCAGGGCAUCCUCGUCGCCAUGCUGGUCACGUGCAACUGCCAGGUGCUCAAGCUGUACACGAGGAGUCUGAGGUCGCGCGCCACCAGGCACGUACCGUGCUAUACGGGUCGCGGCACCGCCACCGCCCUCAGCAAGUCCACCAGCCUCCAGCUGCUGACGUGGGACCCCGUGCCGGACCCCGUUUAA